GCUGUGUGUGUGUGUGUGUGUUAACCGGCAACAACAAAAGCUUAAUUAAAAGGGCAAGCAGCAGUUAAUAGCAAUUUAUGCCAUACUGAGCACAAUGGCCACGCCGCAUGUUUGCUUUGCGGAUGAACUGCAGCCGGCGCAGCGCAAGACGAAGAAGUGGCUGCUUGAGCUGGAGCCAGCGGGCUCGCCUCGCACGCGCAGCAGCAGCAGCUUGAGCAUUUCACCAACGCCGCGCUUUGAACGUAAUCUCAGCUUCUUUCAGCAGCUCAGUCGCCGCUUCGGCCUGAGGUCAAGCGAUGACCUAGUUGAGGCAGCGGCGGUGGCAGCGGCAGCUGCAGCGACUGCUGCACAGGAAGAGGAUGCAAAUAGUUCAUCGACCGAUUCGUACUCGGCGCGCAAUCGACUGGAGUUGACCAGCUGCGCCAGCAGCGAAACCAGCAGCACCAUUGACAUCGAAGAGCAGCAGGCAGAGCAGUCGGCAGAGCAGCAGCAGCAGCCGCAACUGAAACGCAAAUGCUCGGGCUUUAGCAGAAUGCAGCGACGUUCGACAAGUUCGCUGCGACGCGCCUUCGAAAGUUUGACGUUGACUUCACGUUCGCUAAGCUGCAGCGUUCCAAGCCCAGCACCAGCAGCAACAGCAACAGCAGCAGCACCACCAACAGCGCCGCUGCCACUUAAGUCUGCACUAAAGUCACGCUCGACUGUUGAGUUACGCCCACAAGCGCAGCCGGCCACACAUCGCUUGGCCAGCAAAUGCAACAGCAGCUCAAGCUGCAGCUCCAGCUCCUCCAACUCGAGCAAAGCGAAGCCUGCGCCGCAGCGCAUUCUGCGUCAGCCUGUCAGCUAUACAUAUCUCAAAGGCAUGUCGGGUCUGCCCACGCAGCGUGUGCCCCGCAGCUCGGUCUGCUGUCAAUACGCCAGACGCUGAAAGCCUCGCCAAACGCAUUUCAAUCACUUAACAAUAGCGCUAAACGUUUGUUAAUUGAGUAGCAGUUCCCCCCACCCCCCAAUACCCCUUCCUAGUAGAGAACAGUUCGCCUGU
Molecule: messenger RNA, 1042 nt
Organism: Drosophila busckii
Lineage: Eukaryota; Metazoa; Arthropoda; Insecta; Diptera; Drosophilidae
Product: mitochondrial fission regulator 2
Source: RefSeq, a predicted model, not a curated record